UUAUCAGGGGCAAUGGACAGGAGGGAUGCGGCAUGGAUAUGGUGUACGGCAAAGUGUACCCUAUGGCAUGGCAACUGUGAUCCGUUCGCCCCUCCGAACAUCUCUAGCCUCACUUCGCAGUGAGCAGAGCAAUGGCACUGUUCUACAUGAUAUUGCUUCAGACAGUCCAGCUGGAACAAGAGGCGGGUUUGUUUUGAAUUUUCACAGUGAUCCAGAAGCCAUGGGUAUUAAGAAAAAAGGAGGCUUGUUCAGAAGAGGAUCCCUCCUUGGUAGUAUAAAACUUAGAAAAUCUGAAUCUAAAUCAUCAAUAUCUAGCAAACGGAGCUCAGUCAGGAGUGAUGCUGCUAUGAGCAGAAUUAGUUCUAGUGAUGCCAAUUCUACAAUUAGUUUUGGAGAUGGUGACUGUGAUUAUUGUCCAAUGGAAGACCAUGUUGAUGCUACUACAACUGAAACGUACAUGGGAGAGUGGAAGAAUGACAAGCGCUGUGGCUUUGGUAUUAGUGAGCGCUCAAAUGGCAUGAAAUACGAAGGUGAAUGGCUAAAUAAUAAGAGGCAUGGAUAUGGAUGUACCAUUUUUCCAGAUGGCACAAAAGAAGAGGGAAAAUAUAAAAACAAUGUUUUGGUCCGUGGAAUAAGGAAGCAGCUUAUACCAAUAAGAAACACAAAAACUAAAGAAAAGGUGGAUAGAGCAAUAGAGGGAGCACAGCGAGCAGCUGGUAUGGCAAGAACCAAAGUGGAAAUUGCAACCUCCAGAACUGCACAUGCAAGAGCUAAAGCAGACGCUGCAGAUCAGGCUGCUCAGGCUGCUCACCAGGAAUGUGAUAUUGCAAGAGCAGUGGCCAGAGAACUCUCACCAAAUUUCUACCAACCAGGUCCUGAUUAUAUCAAACAAAAAUUUCAAGAAGGGAUGGAGGUUAAAGAGAAACCGGAAGAAAAGGUUCAGGAAAAGCCACCUUCCCCCAAAGAGUCUCCUCAUUUUUAUCGAAAAGGCACUACACCACCUGGGACUCCCGAAACAAGCCCAAGGCACAGCCCUCCUCUUCCAGUUAAGCCUUCUCCUGCAAAACAGCUGAAAAGGCAAAACUCCAGCUCAGGGGCAAGACUCAAUCAAGAAAAAAAGAUUUUAGCUAGUGAGAAUAUAACACCCACAAUCAACAAGCCUCUGUAUUCAAAGGCACCUGUGAAGGAGGAGGUAGCUGUGAAAUAUCAGCCAAAGCUUUCAGCCUACCACAAUCCCAGCAGUACAGGGAAUGGGGAGCUGCAUGAUCAUUACCAUGGCUACUAUGUAAAAUCAAAUCCAACACUGCAUCCACAUGAGCGUAGGGGAGAAGAUGAAGAUGUGAAUCCAUCAUCUUCAGCACUUGCACGGAUACCACCACCACAGAAGUCAAGUCCUGCCAGAUCUGUGACUAAGCCAGAAGCCAAAGAAAACAAACCUGAUACAAAAGUAAAGAAACCUGAGUUUGCUGCACCAAAGAAUCCAGCUAAUAAUGAGUCCCAUUCAUCAGUGGAAAAAGAAGUGGAUAUGUGUUCGGGUCCUAACUCAGUCAUGAUUGCCCUGGUAAUGCUGUUGAAUAUUGGUUUAGCCAUUCUUUUUGUCCAUUUUCUAACUUGAUUGGAAUUAGGAAAGGUAAGAAAAUUUUUGUUUUCAUUUAAGAUCACUGUAAUCCACCUCAAUUUAAAGCAGCCCGUUCAAAUUGUAAAGAUUUAUUUGCAAACUUUUAAUAUUCCCCACUUUAAUUUUAGCUAUGCCUGAAUGUGAUUCAACAUAGUUAUUUAACGAUGUAACUGUUUUGACC
Messenger RNA from Alligator sinensis (Chinese alligator), 1799 nucleotides. It is a transcript of the gene JPH1, whose product is annotated as junctophilin 1. Bases 26 to 1615 code for a protein of 529 amino acids. The transcript is spliced from 4 exons. Lineage: Eukaryota; Metazoa; Chordata; Crocodylia; Alligatoridae. Gene Ontology annotation, cellular component: endoplasmic reticulum membrane; sarcoplasmic reticulum; plasma membrane. The record is from RefSeq and is a predicted model, not a curated record.